Molecule: messenger RNA, 2689 nt
Organism: Gracilinanus agilis (Agile Gracile Mouse Opossum)
Lineage: Eukaryota; Metazoa; Chordata; Mammalia; Didelphimorphia; Didelphidae
Gene: KLHL22
Product: kelch like family member 22
Exons: 8
Coding region: 310-2226 (638 amino acids)
Biological process (GO): cell division; positive regulation of TORC1 signaling; proteasome-mediated ubiquitin-dependent protein catabolic process
Cellular component (GO): Cul3-RING ubiquitin ligase complex; mitotic spindle; polar microtubule
Molecular function (GO): protein binding
Source: RefSeq, a predicted model, not a curated record
GAGCGAGCGAGGGAGGGAGGGAGCGGAGCCAGAGCCGGGAAGACAGCACAGAAGUAUCUAGGGAUAUAUUGUGGUGUGAGAAGUGAUGAAGAGGGAGAUGAAGAAACCUGAGAAGAUGCGGCUGAACUGAUGCCAGGUGACAUGAGCAGAGCCAGGAGUGCAAUUCCUGCCAUCAUUCCAAUAAUGAAAAGGCAAACGCUUAGACAGAGGGACUCUGCCGAGGACUCCGGAUGAAUCUGGCUGCCCGCAUCCUCCCAAGAGCUGGACUCUGAACCCAGAUGGAGCUGGCUGGCGGCAGCCCUGUUUGGGAUGGCGGAAGACCAGGAGCCCCCUCAGCUGGGCCAGGUGCCCCCAGAGCCCAUGGCUCAGCAUUGCAACAGUAACACUUACCGGAGUGCCCAGCAUUCCCAGUCCCUGCUCAGCGGGCUGCUGGCUCUUCGAGACAGCGGAAUUCUCUUUGAUGUUGUUUUGGUGGUAGAGGGCAAGCAAAUAGAAGCCCACCGGAUCCUCCUGGCUGCAUCCUGUGAUUACUUCCGAGGAAUGUUUGCAGGGGGCCUGCGGGAAAUGGAACAGGAAGAGGUCCUGAUCCAUGGUGUUUCCUAUAAUGCCAUGUGCCAGAUCCUGAAUUUCAUUUACACUUCUGAGCUGGAACUCAGUCUGCACAACGUCCAGGAGACCUUGGUGGCUGCCUGCCAACUCCAGAUCCCCGAGAUCAUCCACUUCUGCUGCGACUUCCUCAUGUCCUGGGUGGACGAGGAGAACAUCCUGGACGUGUACAAGCUGGCCGACCUCUUCGAGCUGGGCCGGCUCACGGAGCAGCUGGACUCGUACAUCCUGCGCAACUUCGUGGCCUUCUGCCGGACGGACAAGUACCGGCAGCUGCCGCUGGACAAGGUGUACGCCCUGCUGAGCAGCGACCGGCUGGAGGUGAGCUGCGAGAACGAGGUGUACGAGGGCGCCCUGCUCUACCACUACAGCCGCGAGCAGAUCGAGGCCGAGCAGGUGUCGCUGCUCGAGCCGCCCAAGCUGCUCGAGACGGUGCGCUUCCCGCUCAUGGAGCUGCAGCUGCUGCAGAGGCUCUACGACCGGCUGGGCCCCUGCCCGCUGCGCGACACGGUGGGCGGCGCGCUGCGCUACCACCGCCACGAGAGCCUGCAGCCCAGCCUGCAGAGCCCGCACACGGCCCUGCGCUCCGAGUUCCGCUGCGUCGUGGGCUUCGGCGGCAUGCACUCCACGCCGUCCACCGUGCUCAGCGACCAGGCCAAGUACCUGCACCCCACGCUGGCCGAGUGGCGCCACUUCACGGCCGCGCUGGCCCCCCGCAUGUCCAACCAGGGCGUGGCCGUCCUGCACAACUUCGUCUACCUCAUCGGGGGGGACAACAACGUGCGCGGCUUCCGGGCCGAGGCCAGGUGUUGGAGGUAUGACCCAAGGCACAACAGGUGGUUUCAGAUCCAGUCCCUGCAGCAGGAACACGCUGACCUGUGUGUGUGUGUCCUGGGCAAGUACAUCUAUGCUGUGGCCGGGCGAGACUACCAUGCGGACCUUAAGGAAGUGGAGCGCUAUGACCCUGACAGCAACACGUGGAGCUACGUGGCACCCCUGAAGAGGGAGGUGUAUGCCCACGCCGGUGCCACGCUGGACGGGAAGAUGUACAUCACGUGCGGCCGGCGGGGGGAGGACUACCUCAAGGAGCUGACCCGCUACGACCCGGACACCAACUGCUGGGAGGCCCUGCCCGACGGCCCUGUCCGGCGCGCCUGGCACGGCAUGGCUACCCUGCUGGGCAAACUCUAUGUGAUUGGAGGCAGCAACAAUGACUCGGGCUACCGGAGAGACGUCCACCAGGUCGUCUACUACAGCCCAAGCACCAGGCAGUGGACGGCCGUGUGCCCACUCCCCGCCGGGCACGGCGAGCCGGGCAUCGCCGUCCUUGACAACAAGAUCUACGUGCUGGGCGGCCGCUCCCACAACCGAGGCAGCCGCAUGAGCUACGUGCACGUGUACGACGCGGACAAAGACUGCUGGGAGGAGGGUCCUCAGCUGGAGAACGCCAUCUCGGGCCUGGCCGCCUGCGUGCUCACUCUGCCCAGAUCUCUGCUCACAGACCCCGCGCGCCGCACCCCCGACUGGCACCCGGACCGGGGCCAGCGCGACCCCGACUUGGGCUCCGAGGUCAUGAGUGUGUCUGACUGGGAGGAGUUUGACAACUCCAGUGAAGACUGAACCUCGCCACGAGUCCGGCCCUCUCCGUCCCCAGGGAAGGGUGGGUGGCAGGGCCUCCACGGGGCACGACACAGUGACGCUUCGCCUCCGCCUCUGAAGAUGUCGAAAGCGAGCACGGGGUUUCCGGCCUCCUCCUCGCUGGCCACUUGGCCUCCAGGGCAGAGAACUGGACCUCUGACGAGCUGUGCAAAUGGGAGACUUUCGAAGAGAUUUUAGGCCUCUCCCUGGUCGGCAGACUGGCGGCGUUCAGGAAUGUUCGCCGGGCUCGGGCACCUCGUCCGCUCACCUCAUCCAGGCCCCUCGAGGAGGGAUCCCUCUGCUCCGAGGCUCCCCGAAGCAGGUAUGGAGCUGGCUCUGGUGGAGGCAGAGCCCGGUCGUGCCUCACGGCACAGAAGAGGCCUUGACGGGUGGGUAGGAUAGUUGGGAGCGACUUGGACCAGCUCUGAAGAGGGGAAGGGCGCCG